AUGGAUCCUUCUGCGGAAGAGAUUGCUGCUUUGGCAGAGCAACUUACCCAAGUCGCCCAGAGCUUAGGCUCGACAACUCACCCGGCGACACGCAAACAGCAGACGGCCAAUCUUGUCCUGCAGGCAAAGCAAUUGAUAUGGCGUGUUCAAGAUCCGCAUGAUGCACUCAUGGACCAUAUUGUGAAUGGCUAUACAAUCUCGGCGUGUCUCGCGGCAUCAAAGCUUGGAAUAUUUGAAGCUGUUCCUCCUACAGGCACUGCUACCGCAAAACAGGUCGCUCAGAGAUGCAAGGCCGCAGAAGAAUUGAUUGUGCGACUGAUGCGGCAACUGACUUGCGUCAACAUCUUCAAUGAGGUUCGAUUGGGAGAAUGGGCACAUAACCGCCUUUCACUUGUGCACAGUGAGCAUGCUGGUCCCGCCAGUGGCAAAUGGUUGUAUAACGUGUCACUUGACGAAAUGAUGCCGGCAAUGUAUCGACUCAACCAUUACCUUGACCACUUCGGAAGCCAAUCCCUCCUCAACACAUAUGUCGAGACCCCACACUCCUGGUUUUAUGGUAUGGUUGGCAAGAACUUCUGGGAGGUCAUGAACUCCUCGCAUGAUCGAAUCGAGAACUUCAUCCGCGGCCUGGCCCAGUUCGACGCUCUGCAUCCAGUGAUUGCCAUGUUUCCUUUUGAGAACAUCCUUCAAAAGGGAAACAGUCCCAAGCGCCCGUUGAUGGUUGAUAUUGGUGGUGGUCGAGGUCUUGCGCUGCUGGAAAUGAGAAAGGGCUGCCCAACCCUGAGAGGCGAUCUAAUCUUGCAGGACCGUCCUUGCGUGCUCGAGGAUAUCUCCAGUCAAGACUUACCUGGAGUGACCAUGAUGGCCCACGACUUUUUCCUAAAGCAGCCAGUGCACAACGCACAAGUCUACUACAUCCGCCGUGUAAUGCAUGACUGGCAAGACGACGACGCCGCCCGCAUCUUGAAAGCAAUCAUCCCUGCUAUGGGUACCGAUAGUCGAAUACUCAUUUCUGACAUGGCAAUUCCAGAACCAGUGACUAGCAGAGAUGCAGGGGCAAUUUGGCUCGACUUGAUGAUGAUGAGUAUCGGUGGAAAGGAGCGAACUAUUCGAGAUUGGCAAUAUCUGGCAGCAUUAAGCGGACUGAAAUUAGUGAAGGUGUGGCAGGAGCCAGACAAGUUCGGUCCCUUAUGCGUCGUCGAAUACAUGCUUCCGGAUGUGGAUAGUACCUCUCCAACACUCAGUCGAGCGAUGAUGGAUGGCGCUGCGGACGAGGAAGAGGUUACAACACCAAAAUUGGCUCCGAGCGAUGGAGGAAGCUUCAUUGAGUAUGAUCUCGACUCCCCUGAGUCGAGGGAAGUGGACUGGGAGGAGAGAACAGUGGUCGGUGAUCGUGAGCAGAGCUUGGAAUUUUGA
Messenger RNA from Exophiala spinifera, 1416 nucleotides. RefSeq lists its product as uncharacterized. Gene Ontology annotation, molecular function: O-methyltransferase activity. Lineage: Eukaryota; Fungi; Ascomycota; Eurotiomycetes; Chaetothyriales; Herpotrichiellaceae. The coding region runs from base 1 to 1416 and encodes 471 amino acids. The transcript is spliced from 4 exons. The record is from RefSeq and is a predicted model, not a curated record.